Molecule: messenger RNA, 973 nt
Organism: Cyanistes caeruleus (blue tit)
Lineage: Eukaryota; Metazoa; Chordata; Aves; Passeriformes; Paridae
Gene: CCDC137
Product: coiled-coil domain containing 137
Cellular component (GO): nucleus
Source: RefSeq, a predicted model, not a curated record
AAACUGGGAUCGGGACACAAACCGGGAUGGGGACCGAAGCAGGGACAGAAAGCGGGACCGGGACAGAAAGCGGGACCGGGACAGAAAGCGGGACCGCGAUCGGAGCACGGCCCGGCCGUCCCGCUGCGCAGCAGGAAGGAGAAGCAGCACAACAUGAAGCCCAAACACCCCGACGAGCAGGAGAUCCCGUUCCGCCUGCGGGAGCUCAUGCGGAGCCGCGAGGCCCUGAAGCGCCCAGAGCCCGGGAAGAGGCAGGUGGCAGAGAAGAAGCAGCAGCAGAAAUCCAAGGCCCCCAAGGCCCCUGGGGACAUCUCUGUGCCCAAAUUCCGGAGGGGCAAGGGGGAGUCGGAGCGUUCCUACAUCUGCCGCAUGGAGCAGGAGGUGCAGCACGUCCUCUUCCUCACGGAGAACCAGCUCCAGAGGGAGCCUGAGAAGGAGGCGACGGCUCCAGAGAAAUCCAAAAGGAAAAAAGAGUUUCAGAAAAGGAAGCUGGAAAAAGCUCGGAAGAAAAAGGAGGAGAAGAAGGAGGAUAUGCUGGAGAAGAGCCUGUUGCAAGACACGGUGCCCUUCGGAGAAGUGGUGACACAGCCACCCACCAUCACCUCACUGCCCAGGGGACGGGGUCCUGCCCAGCAGGCUGGGUGGAAGCAGCUCCUCCUGACACCUCGCCUGGGCCAGAGCCAGGCGUCCCCCGUGUCCCUGGUGUCCCCGGUGGUGUCGAUGGCUCGCCGGCGCAUCCUGGAGGAGGAGCGGGUGCGCGUCAUCCGGGCCUACAGGGACAUCCAGAGGCGCAAACAGCUGGAGCGGGAGCGUGCCCAGGCCGGUCCGGGCUGAGGACCUUGGGACUGGAGAGGGGACAUUGUGUCACUGCUGAGCCCUGGGGCUUCCCACAGCUCCACACUCCACGGCUCAGCACCGGAGCGGGGUCCCUGCGGUGCCAUGGACACGCUUGGAGUAAAAAGUGCCAGUGGGA